AUGGCGCUGACCCCCGAGUCCCCGAGCAGCUUCCCUGGACUGGCGGCCACCGGCAGCUCUGUGCCGGAGCCACCUGGCAGCCCCAACGCAACCCUCAACAGCUCCUGGGCCAGCCCGACAGAGCCCAGCUCCCUGGAGGACCUGGUGGCCACGGGUGCCAUUGGGACUCUGCUGUCAGCCAUGGGCGUGGUGGGCGUGGUGGGCAACGCCUACACGCUGGUGGUCACCUGCCGCUCCCUGCGCGCCGUGGCCUCCAUGUACAUCUACGUGGUCAACCUGGCGCUGGCUGACCUGCUGUACCUGCUCAGCAUCCCCUUCAUCGUGGCCACCUACAUCACCAAGGAGUGGCACUUCGGGGAUGUGGGCUGCCGCGUGCUCUUCAGCCUGGACUUCCUGACCAUGCACGCCAGCAUCUUCACGCUGACCGUCAUGAGCAGCGAGCGCUACGCCGCGGUGCUGCGGCCGCUGGACACCGUGCAGCGCCCCAAGGGCUACCGCAAGCUGCUGGCGCUGGGCACCUGGCUGCUGGCGCUGCUGCUGACGCUGCCCGUGAUGCUGGCCAUGCGGUUGGUGCGCCGGGGCCCCAAGAGCCUGUGCCUGCCCGCCUGGGGCCCGCGCGCCCACCGCGCCUACCUGACGCUGCUCUUCGCCACCAGCAUCGCGGGGCCCGGGCUGCUCAUCGGGCUACUCUACGCGCGUCUGGCCCGCGCCUACCGCCGCUCGCAGCGCGCCUCCUUCAAGCGGGCCCGGCGGCCCGGGGCGCGCGCGCUGCGCCUGGUGCUGGGCAUCGUGCUGCUCUUCUGGGCCUGCUUCCUGCCCUUCUGGCUGUGGCAGCUGCUCGCCCAGUACCAAGAGGCCCCGCUGGCGCCGCGGACAGCGCGCAUCGUGAACUACCUGACCACCUGCCUCACCUACGGCAACAGCUGCGCCAACCCCUUCCUCUACACGCUGCUCACCAGGAACUACCGCGACCACCUACGCGGCCGCGUGCGCAGCCCGGGCAGCGGCGGAGUCCGGGGGCCCGUUCCCUCCCUGCAGCCCCGCGCCCGCUUCCAGCGCGGCUCCGGCCGCUCCCUGUCUUCCUGCAGCCCGCAGCCCACUGAGAGCCUCGUGCUGGUGGCGGCGGCCCCGGCCGGACCUGCGCUCGAGAGUCCCGGGGACCCGGCGUGA
Molecule: messenger RNA, 1170 nt
Organism: Macaca mulatta (Rhesus monkey)
Lineage: Eukaryota; Metazoa; Chordata; Mammalia; Primates; Cercopithecidae
Gene: UTS2R
Product: urotensin 2 receptor
Biological process (GO): regulation of blood pressure; blood vessel diameter maintenance; neuropeptide signaling pathway
Cellular component (GO): plasma membrane
Molecular function (GO): urotensin II receptor activity
Source: RefSeq, marked provisional